Molecule: messenger RNA, 471 nt
Organism: Saccharomyces eubayanus
Lineage: Eukaryota; Fungi; Ascomycota; Saccharomycetes; Saccharomycetales; Saccharomycetaceae
Gene: UBC11
Product: putative E2 ubiquitin-protein ligase UBC11
Exons: 1
Coding region: 1-471 (156 amino acids)
Source: RefSeq, a predicted model, not a curated record
AUGGCAGGGCAAGAGGGCGCUUGCGUAACGAAACGUCUACAGAAUGAGUUGCUACAACUACUAUGUUCUACUACACGAAGUAUCAGCGCGUUCCCUGAAGAUGACAAUGAUUUGACAUACUGGACCGGAUAUGUAACGGGCCCCCAAGGAACACCAUACAGCGAUCUCAAAUUUAAAAUUUCAUUAAAUUUUCCUGAAAGCUACCCUUUCCACCCACCAAAAGUCAAGUUCGUAAGUCCAAUGUGGCAUCCAAACGUUGAUAUGAGUGGCAAUAUCUGUCUAGAUAUUUUGAAGGAGAAAUGGUCCGCAGUUUAUAACGUGGAAACAAUUCUACUAUCAUUACAAUCAUUGUUGGGAGAACCAAAUAAUAGAUCUCCAUUAAAUGCGGUGGCCGCAGAGCUUUGGGAUAGAGAUAUGGAGGAAUACAAAAAAAAGGUUCUGGCCUGCUAUGAAGAGAUCGAGGAUUGCUAG